UUGGUGGUCAGACGGAGAACCGGUGAGCUGUCCGGCGUGCAGGCAAGAUAGCAAAAUGAUCCAAAGAAUCCCGAACCAUAUCAAAACUUUGGACAAACACGUGAAUUCAUUUGUGGACUACUUGUUCGGAAUUAGAGAUCCCAGGGUUAGAGGCUGGGCUUUGCUGGAUUCCUAUUUACCUACAUUCUUCCUUACACUGUUGUAUCUAUCCACUAUAUGGCUAGGCACAAAGUAUAUGAGGGAAAAGCCUGCCUUCUCCCUCAGGGGUCAUUUAAUCUUGUACAACCUUGGAGUGAUGCUUCUGUCUCUAUAUAUGUUUAUUGAGUUGAUCUCGGCGAGCUGGGAAGGUGGAUACAACCUGCAGUGUCAGAAUCUUCACAGUGCUGGGCAAGCCGACAUCCGGGUGGCCAAGGUGCUAUGGUGGUACUACUUUUCUAAAGCUAUUGAAUUUAUGGACACAAUAUUUUUUAUCUUGCGGAAGAAGAACAGUCAAAUUACCUUUCUUCAUGUGUACCACCACGCAACAAUGUUCAACAUCUGGUGGUGUGUUCUUAACUGGAUACCUUGUGGUCAAAGUUUCUUUGGUCCAACAUUGAACAGUUUUAUCCAUGUUCUAAUGUACUCCUACUAUGGCCUGUCCACUAUUCCAUCCAUGCAACCAUAUCUUUGGUGGAAGAAGUACCUUACUCAGGCACAGCUGGUACAGUUUGUGCUCACGAUUAUCCACACAAUGAGCGCAGCGAUAAAGCCUUGUGGAUUCCCCCUUGGCUGUUUAUUGUUCCAAUCUUCUUAUAUGGCUACGUUGGUCAUCUUGUUCAUAAAUUUUUACAGGAAGGCAUACAACAAAACACAAUGCAAUGGAAAGACCACCCCUGCUCUGGAAGAGUUAAACAAUGGGCUCUACAGUGGCCACGUAAAGACUAAUGGCAGCAUAUCAAUGAAGGAGGAUUAAUAUUAGUACAAGAGCAAAGUACUACUACCAAGUUGUUACUACUGUAGCCUAGAGCUAAAAAUGCAAGUGAAACUAUUAUGGUUUGAUUAAAGGUUUUCUCAUUAUACACAAUGUAUAACAUUCAAAUUUAAAUAAUUGCAUUCCAAAUCCUACCUCAGAGUCUUAAAAGAAUUUGCUUCACUCUUAAAAAAACAUUUAAAAUUAAAAUGAUCUAAUUAGUCGCUUCCCCAAUUUUCAGUAAAUGCAGCCAAUUUUACAGGAAGUUUGUGGAACUACCUAUGUAUCUAGAACCGAAACAUAACUUGAUUACAAUUCAAAUUUCUGAAUUUUUUUUAAAUUUAAGGUUGUUUUCUCUGUCUUUAGAUUGACCUUUCUACUUGAUGUUUAAAAACUUUGAAUGCAGAAUUUUUGCAAAUGUAAACUUUUUACUCUUUGAAUUAGCUGUUUGUAUAAUCAUUUUAAAAUGUUUAAUAAAAACUCAACA
Messenger RNA from Mobula hypostoma (lesser devil ray), 1436 nucleotides. It is a transcript of the gene elovl2, whose product is annotated as ELOVL fatty acid elongase 2. Gene Ontology annotation, molecular function: fatty acid elongase activity. The transcript has 8 exons. Bases 56 to 952 code for a protein of 298 amino acids. NCBI's taxonomy places the organism in Eukaryota, Metazoa, Chordata, Chondrichthyes, Myliobatiformes, Myliobatidae. Gene Ontology annotation, cellular component: endoplasmic reticulum membrane; endoplasmic reticulum. Gene Ontology annotation, biological process: fatty acid elongation, polyunsaturated fatty acid; very long-chain fatty acid biosynthetic process; fatty acid elongation, saturated fatty acid. The record is from RefSeq and is a predicted model, not a curated record.